This is a messenger RNA of Tinamus guttatus (white-throated tinamou), 454 nucleotides long. The record is from RefSeq and is a predicted model, not a curated record. Lineage: Eukaryota; Metazoa; Chordata; Aves; Tinamiformes; Tinamidae.
AUGGCCGUUGGGGAAGAGAAGGGGAACAAAACCGCCUGGAGCCUCGGAAAGCGCUUAAAAUCCGAGCCUUCCCCCCGCCUUUUUUUCUCCACCAAGUCUUCGAGUGCUAUACACAGCCAGUGGCUGUGCAACGUAAAGAGCCUCCGGCCCCUGCAGCCUAGUCGAGAGGCGUCCGCAGGGAGCGGGCAGGGUGCCAAAUCCCCCGAAUGUGGGCUCGGGCGCAACGAGAUGGCCGCGUCGUCGUCGUCCUCGGCCGGCGGCGUGAGCGGCAGUUCCGUGACCGGGUCGGGCUUCAGCGUGUCGGACCUGGCACCGCCACGCAAGGCCCUCUUCACCUACCCCAAGGGCGCCGGCGAGAUGCUGGAAGAUGGCUCAGAGAGAUUCCUCUGCGAAUCCGUCUUCAGCUACCAGGUCGCGUCCACGUUAAAGCAAGUGAAACACGGUAGGUGCUGGG